Molecule: messenger RNA, 1521 nt
Organism: Kwoniella shivajii
Lineage: Eukaryota; Fungi; Basidiomycota; Tremellomycetes; Tremellales; Cryptococcaceae
Exons: 6
Coding region: 1-1521 (506 amino acids)
Biological process (GO): transmembrane transport
Molecular function (GO): transmembrane transporter activity
Source: RefSeq, a predicted model, not a curated record
AUGUCUGGUACUAUCUUAGGGAACGAAUCAGAGACUAGACCAUUAUUGUCACCCAAUGGACCGGCAGCUGAUUUUUCUACUCAUCCAAGACGUCAAGAAUCGGAAAGUGAAUCAAGUGAAAGUACGGUAACGAAAAAGCCCACAAAAAUCACACCGUUACCUAAAGUUCAAUUGUUCAUAGCAUGUUUCGUUAGAGUGACGGAACCGAUUGCUUUUAUGGCUUGUUUCCCUUUUAUAAAUCAAAUGAUAUUGGAAUUAGGAAUAGUAGAUGAUCCGAAGAAGACUGGGUUUUAUGCUGGUUUGAUCGAAUCGGUUUUCGCUGUAGCAGAACUUCUGACUGUCUUUCAAUGGGGUAAAGCAAGUGAUCACUGGGGUAGAAAACCUGUCUUGCUCAUUGGAUGUGCCGGUGCUACCAUCUCCUCGGUGUUGUUUGGAUUCUCCACUACUUUCCCAGCUAUGGUCCUGACAAGAGCAAUCAACGGUCUGGCUAAUGGUAAUGUCGCCGUACUGAAGAGUGUCAUAUCUGAACUUUCAGAUGAAACCAAUCAAUCCAUUGCAUUCUCGUUCUUCCCCCUAUCUAUGGCGAUAGGAACUAUUCUCGCUUCUUCUAUAGGAGGAUACUUCCCUCAUUUCGCCAAUCGUUUCCCAUCCGUCGGCGACGCAUUCCCCGUCAUUCGAAAAUAUCCAUAUAUGUUACCAUCUUUGGUAGCGGCCGUCUUUCCCUUUUCAAGUGGUAUCGUAGCUUCGCUAUUCAUGAAAGAGACUUUACCUACUAAGAAAGUGGUCGUUCCAAAGAGAGUAUCAACAUAUCGAUCAAUUAACGAUGAAGACGACAGUGAAAUGCAAGAUACUGAAGAAGAUGAGAACGAUGGACCUGCAGUUGGAUUCCGUGGAUUAUUAACACCAGAUAUCAAUAAAUUGAUGGGAUCAUUUGGAUUAUUGCAAUUACAAGGUAUCUGUUUUGGUUGUUUAUUACCUUUAUUCUGUUUUACACCUACAUCAGCAGGUGGAUUAGGGUUCAAUGAAUCACAAAUAGGUUUAGCAAUGUCAAUCAGAGGUUUCGCGACUAUCAUAGUUCAAUUAUUAGCGUUUCCUUUCCUUCAAAAAAGAGUAGGAACAGUUAGAUUAUAUAAAUUUUUGGUAUUCUUGUUCAUACCUGCUUUUGCUUUUUUACCAAUCACAAAUGUGUUCGCAUUAAGAGGUCAAUCAUGGGCUGUUUGGACUGGUUUAGCGGUCAGUUUAUCUACCUAUAGUAUCGGUAACAUGGCUUUUGCAUGUAAUUUGAUUAUGGUAAAUGACGCCGCACCUAAUCGGCAAUCGCUAGGAGCUAUCAAUGGCCUCUCACAAGCCGUUUCGUCUCUCAUGAGAGCUAUCGGUCCAGGAUCAGCUUCGGCCAUAUUCGCGUUAUCAGUAGAUCGUCAAUUGAUACAUGGUCACCUGAUCUGGAUUUUACUGGUCGGUUUGUCGGUGAUCAGUGUCGUUGCAGCUAUGGUCUUGAAGAACGAUUAUAAGAAGAAGUAA